CUAAUUUAAAAAUGGCCGCUGUGGCUAUGGCAUAAGCAGGCAUAAGUCAGUGGUGUAUUGUGCGCGUUAACAGUGGCUGUUUUGUUGUAUCUCAGUGUUCCCGUGGUGUUCGGUUAUUUUAAAGUGUAAUUACCUAUCACGUUUAUAAUAAUCAUUGUUUCGCGUGUUCUAAAAAAACUUUAAAGCUGAUUAAAAUGGGCCGCUCCAGAUCAAGGACUAAAUCUCCAAGUAGGAGGCGUCACAAAAGCAAACACUCGAGAAAACGUUCCAAAUCGCGAGAGAAGCAUUCUAACAAUAAAUACUCCGAGAAGCCAAAAGAGCGCAGUUCUAAGUCAAGGAAACGGUCCCAUUCUGCAUCUUCUAGUUCAGGCUCGGAUGUUUCAGACGAUGUGCACAUUGUCAGUCACAAGAAACGUUCGUAUAGAGACAGGGAUCGCAAAAUGGAUGAGGUAGAAAGAUUAGCUGAAAUGGAACGGCAAAGGAAAAAGAAAGAAUUAUCGAACAAAAUCUUCACCACGAGCGCAGUUGGACGACAACGUGAAGUGGAGCAAAAGAUGGUCGAAGAGGAGGCUGCCAAGCGUAUUGAGGAGCUAGUGCAGAAGAGGGUGGAAGAAGAGCUAGAAAAGCGUAAGGAGGAAAUAGAAGCUGAAGUACAAAGGAGGGUAGAAGAAGCGAAAAGGGCUAUGGAGCGUCAAAUGAUGGAGGAAAUGGAAUGGAGACAAGCAAAACUUCGUGAGGAGGAAAAACGAAGAGAGGAGGAAGAGCGGAAGAAGCGCGAGGAACUAGAGAGGAUCGUGGAGGAGAACAACAGAAAAAUAGAAGAAGCCCAGAAGAAAUUGGCUGAGGAAAGAUUGGCCAUGGUCGAACAACAACGUUUGAUGGAAGAAGAGAGGCAAAGAAUGAGGAAAGAACAUGAAAAACGCGUGAAAGAGGAGCAAAAGAAAAUUCUCGGGAAGAACAACUCGAGGCCUAAAUUGUCCUUUACGCUAAAACCAGUUACGUGAGUUUGUCUCAUUUCGUGCAGUUUUACAUGUGAUAUUUCUAUAUCUUGUCGAUUUUUUGGAAUCGUUUGUAUUCCGUAAGAACAAUCGUCGUAUGCUGCGCCGUACGUAGGUACAGAAACAAUGCAGCAACAAGAUCCAAAGCUCGCCUGAAUGUAUUUGCGAUGGUGGUCGAAAUCCGGUAAUGACGAUUCGUUUUAUUCGAUUAUGAUGAUCGUGUGUACGUCCGAAUUGAAUAAUCGUUUCUAUGCUUGCCAGACUUCGGGCUCCGAUACAGGUGGGAUCUUAACUUUUUAGAGACUACACCGACAUCGACGCAGACAAGCAUUUUCUUACGCGGAAAUGUAAUAGAAUCGUGUACUCUUAUAUCUAUCGUACUACAUGUUGUAAAUUUUUUUUACGUGCUACGUUAUUAAUAAUCUCUGCCAAUUCGCUUGAUCUGCUCGAUGAAAGUGUAGUCCAGCCUAGUUGGUGUGUUCUACAAAUUGCAAAUGCAGUUUAUAUGAUGCCGUUUCACUGUAAUUAUUCAGAAAACAAUAAUUUCAUUUCAGUUAGCCAUAUUAACGAAACAUGACUGUCGUAUUAAAUUCACGGUUCAAAUUUUACGGCGGUCGAUAAUUCUGAUACGGUCGUAUCGUUAACGCGAUCGAAUAGAUUUUGUAAUUAAAGCCACGAAAGCAUACAUGAAUUUUCUACGUGAAUUGACGAUCAUGUGCAUCUGCAACACGUAACCGUACGAACCUGUUUCGUGCAAGCAAUAAUAAAAGGAGAACUAGUGUCUUUUUAGUACGUUGUGCUAUACUUGUUCCGGAUCGCGUACAUCGCUAGGUUUCAAUGCGGAAUUCGUUCUGCCAAAAGAAAACUGAAUGAGAAUGUUCUUUUUUAAUCAAAAUUAAAAUAAGAAGUAACGCCGACAAAAAAAAAGACAAACGACAUGUUGAAUGGAUCAUUUUGUACGUGUAGAGACGUAUUAAUGCAACCAUGACCAAGUGUCUUGUACGCAAUCGUGCAUAGAUGUGUAUUAAUACCAUAAAAACAAACCAUCUGUUCAUAUAGGAUUGUAUACCCACGCAACAUUGUUACUUGUAAAAUAAACACGUUUUUAUUAAA
Molecule: messenger RNA, 2111 nt
Organism: Hylaeus anthracinus
Lineage: Eukaryota; Metazoa; Arthropoda; Insecta; Hymenoptera; Colletidae
Gene: Arglu1
Product: UPF0430 protein CG31712-like
Exons: 6
Coding region: 195-1004 (269 amino acids)
Cellular component (GO): nucleoplasm; mitochondrion
Molecular function (GO): cadherin binding
Source: RefSeq, a predicted model, not a curated record